AUGAAGGGCUCUCCGACGAGCCUUCACACGCCCCGAACGGAGCACCGAGCGCUGAGUUACGCGCGUUUUAGUGCUAUGGGCACGCCUGUAGCAGUGAUCUACGCGGUUCUGUUCAUGGCUUGGUUAGACGAGAGGUUGCUAGAGACAGAGCCCGAGUUGUCGCAUCACGUCCUUCUCCACCGCAGGUUCAUAGACGACGGGGUGGUGGUUUGGACGGGGACACGGGAGCGGCUGCUGGAGUGGGUGGGGGCGUUUGGUGGGUUGGAGCAGACUAUUCGACUGACCCACGAGAUCUCCACCUCACAGUUCACCUUGCUGGAUAUCACGUUCAGCAAGGGAGAGCUCUGGCAGACGACGGCUAUCUUGGACACCACGACCUUCCAGAAGCCGCUCAACGUGUACCAGUACUUUCCUUUCUCCUCCGCGCACCCCUCUCACUGCAAGAGGGGCUUCAUCUUGGGUGAGCUGCAGCGGUACAUUCUGAGGGAGUCCAGUUCUCAGGGGUUUAGGAGUAUCAGGUUGGCCUUCUACGCUCGGCUGCGGGCGCGGGGGUACCCAGACACUUUCUUGCAGCCGAUCUUCAGCAGCAUCUCCUACGCACGACGCCCGGAGCUUCUUGCCAGGUCACGGGCUCGGGGGGAGGGGGAGCAGGAGGAGCAGCAGCGGGUUCUCCCUCUUGUUCUCGACUUCCACCCGAGUGUGCAGCAGGUCCGCUGGGCUACUCGUGCGAGCGUCGUUCAGGUGACUGGGGUGCCCCUCUCUCACAGCACGUCACUUGUCUUCUGUGGGUGUCGUGCCGUCUCGGUUAGUCGUCUGCCGCCUCCCCGCCCUUCCUCCUUGUUUCACGGCACGUGCACACGGGUGGGGCCUUGGAGCGAGCACCUUUCUGCACUUCGCAGCGGCGUGCUGCAUUUGGUUGGGCCGUCGCAGCAGCACCAUCCCCGGUCCAGUCUCUUUGUUUUCUCACAGAGGCUGGACCCAGGGAUGCACGACAACCUCCCGCCUGACUUCUUUGAUUUCAGCCACACAGACCGUUAUGAGUACUGGGAUGCCUUUCUCCUCUUUGCACGGGACUUGGGUUUUGGUAGCAUGUGCAUUGUACCUUCCCCACCUCUGGCCAUAUGA
This is a messenger RNA of Closterium sp. NIES-65, 1125 nucleotides long. NCBI's taxonomy places the organism in Eukaryota, Viridiplantae, Streptophyta, Zygnematophyceae, Desmidiales, Closteriaceae. The record is from the annotation of a GenBank genome assembly.